Camelina sativa (false flax) is the source of this 1592-nucleotide messenger RNA. RefSeq lists its product as uncharacterized. Gene Ontology annotation, molecular function: ubiquitin protein ligase activity. The record is from RefSeq and is a predicted model, not a curated record. Gene Ontology annotation, cellular component: cytoplasm. Gene Ontology annotation, biological process: protein ubiquitination. Lineage: Eukaryota; Viridiplantae; Streptophyta; Magnoliopsida; Brassicales; Brassicaceae.
UAACGCAGAUCCUCCUCGCUCGAUUCAACGAUUUCUCACAAUUCGUCCGAUACUGAGAUUACUCUUGUUCCUCCUCCUCCGCCGUGUGUUUGAGGCGACGAAAUUGGUUUCAGAUUCAGUCGUAGUUUUCUCUCGUUCCUUCCUUCUCUAGCUUUUUUCAUGGAUCUGUCACACCAGCGAGUUGAGCAGUCUCAGGUAACUCCUCCUCACCACGAUAGUGUCCAUGGUGAUUUUGGUAACGAAUCGCGAUCCGAGUCUUGUUUUGGUGUGAUAGAGGGAAGAGGUUGCGACAUGGUUAUUGAAUUAGGGUUGGAAUCUGGCGGGAGUGUUGUUGUUGAGAAUUUAGGUGAUAGUAGUAGUGAUAUUGAUGUUGGUAACGGUUUUGAUGAACCUGAUGACGACGAUUUCUUCGCUGAGCGGAGGGAUUUUGGGCCUGAGUUUCGCGAUAUCGCUUCGUUGGGGAGUAAUAUCCGUUUGAUUACUGUCGAAUCGGGUUCUGAUGGUGAGGAUCUUGAGAAUGAGAGGGAGAUUUGGGGGAUUGAUUUGGAUGAAGAAGAUGUCUAUGUCAAUGAUGAUGAUGAUGUUGAUGGUGAAUAUGAUGAUGAUGUUAGUGUGACUAUCCCUCUUUGUUGGGAUUCACUCCAGUUAGAAGAUCGUGGAGUCACAAUUGCUGCUAAUGAAUUUGAUUGGGAGGAAGUUGAUGAUGGUGUUGGUGAUGUUGUAGGGGAAGAGAUUGAGUUACGAAGCGGUUUUGCUGAAGUUGAUUUCAACGACGAAAGUUCAGUUUCGGUUUCUGUCUCGCCGAUUAUCUCAUUAGAGGAGUUACCAACAAGGGAAAGAGCAGAGGGAAAUCGUGGGUGGGAAGUUUUGCUGAAUCAUACUCUGGAGAUCAACUUUGAUGUGGAAAACAGAGAGCUGUAUAUUGUUGGUGACCAUGACGAUUAUUUUCAAACAAACGAGUAUGAGAUGUUGUUUGAACAGUUUGCUGAUGCUGAGGUUUCCGUUCUCGGGUUACCCCCAACUUCCAAAUCUUUUCUCAAGAAUCUCCCAAUGGUUCGAUUGGAAGGUGAGAGCAAUGAUGAUGGUGUGGGUGUGGUUGUCUGUGCGGUUUGCAAAGAUGAGAUGAAUAUCGGAAACGAAGCGGUUCAGUUGCCCUGUAAUCAUAAGUAUCAUAGUGAAUGUAUUGUACCGUGGCUCAAAGUAAGGAACACAUGUCCUGUUUGUCGCCAUGAAUUGCCUACAGAUGAUGCAGAGUAUGAGCAAAGGAAGAUCCAGAGAACAACAAGUACUUUUGACCUGGCUCUGUAAAUGGUACACAUCAUCCUCUAUGUAAGAUUUUUUGUGUUGAGUAGAGUUAAGAAUGUAUAUAUAUUCUAUGUCUGGAUUGUGUCAAGCGUCUCCUUUGUUGUUUCUUUUUUUUCUAGUAUCCCGCCUCAUUGUGUGACCUAUGUGAUGGUGAAAGCUUUAGGAGGCUAGCUUUACAUAGAAGAACAUAUGUAUUUAUUUUGAUGUUUGCCUUGCUUUGAUCUCGUUUUAUUGACCUGGUUUAUUACCUAUAUAUAUAUAUAUAUACUUUUUUUGGUUUAUGCGAA